AGUCAAAAGUCAAAGUGCCGGUGUUUAUUUUACUUUCAAUAAUCAAUUUUUCCUAAAUAAAUACUCAAAAAUAAAUUCAGAAGGCUCGAAAAUGUCGCUCCUGCCUUUAGAAUCCAAUCCAGAUGUUAUGAACAAGUUCAUUCAUCUAUUGGGUGUCCCUGAAAAAUGGACCAUAGUAGAUGUCUACGGUUUGGAUGCAGAAACUCUAGCAUGGGUUCCUAGACCUGUCCUAGCCCUGAUUUUGCUAUUUCCCUACAACAAAAAGUUACUUGACUACGUAGAAGGAGAAGCAGAAGAAAUCAAGAAAAAAGGCCAAGUUGUAGCAGACGAUUUGUUUUACAUGAAGCAGUACAUUCCAAAUGCUUGCGGCAGCAUCGCCUUGAUCCAUUGCAUUGCCAAUAACGCUGAAAAAGUGGAAUUAAAAGAUGGCCCUUUCAAAAAAAUCUUGGAAGAUUCUAAGAAUUUGUCUCCAGAAGCCAAAGGCGAAAUGCUGUCUAAUAUCGACACCAAUUCUGAAGCUUACAAGCUGAUAACUGCCCAUCAAGAGUUGGCAAUGGAAGGGCAAACUGAGGCUAACCCAAAUGACAAAGUCAACCAUCAUUUUGUGGCUUUUGUACACAAAGGUGGUAACAUUUAUGAGUUGGAUGGUAGGAAGGAGUUUCCUAUUAAUCAUGGGCCAACUACUGAUGAUACGUUUUUGGAGGAUGCUAGUAAUGUUUGCAAGAAAUUCAUACAGAGAGAUCUUGAAGAUAUUAAUUUUACUAUUAUGGCUUUGUGCCAAGGAGAUUGAAUUUGUAUGCGCUUAUUUGUUUUUAUUUUUCAGUUGGGACAAGGCUAUAAUAUAAAAUCAGCAAUAUUUAUGCUUGUGUUUGCUUGAAAAUUGCUUUUGUACUGAAUAUAUGUAAUAAAAUACUUUAUAAAAGUAAUGAAAUGUUUUUUUAUUUAUUGGGUUUUACAUAUUAUGUAUUCAAAAUUACUUUAUCAUUUUCGAUGAGAACAUUUGGAAUCUUUUUUAAUUUUUUGUUUAGUUUUUUAAUAAUUUUUGCUUUAUCUUCAGUUUCUCUUGAUACAUUCAUGUAGGCUCUCACAAUUUUCUUUUGCAACUUUUUCUGAGAGAUGGUUUGCUUUUCUGCUAAUAUUUCCAAAAUUUUAGCUUUGUAAUCAAAUUUUUCAGUAGUAACAUUUUCUUCAAUUUCAGCAGCAGAUUCUUUUUUCUUCUUAGUAACGGUUUCGGUAUCAUUGGUUUCUUCAUCAGCUUUUCUCUUGUUGUUAGUUUCAGUGGGUUUAUUGAAAUUUGCAACCUUAUGUUUUUCAAUGAUGUCCCAAGCUUCUUCAACAUCUCUCAUAUUAGCUCUGCCUCCAGAAG
Messenger RNA from Ceutorhynchus assimilis (cabbage seed weevil), 1366 nucleotides. Lineage: Eukaryota; Metazoa; Arthropoda; Insecta; Coleoptera; Curculionidae. The record is from the annotation of a GenBank genome assembly.